Molecule: messenger RNA, 639 nt
Organism: Mesorhabditis belari
Lineage: Eukaryota; Metazoa; Nematoda; Chromadorea; Rhabditida; Rhabditidae
Source: the annotation of a GenBank genome assembly
AUGAAAAUGCUAAAGACUUCACAUGCCGCAAAAUGGAUUCUGAGAAAUACGAGAGUAUCAAGCGAAAGUCUCACACAGUCAAUAAAACUUCAUUUGAUCACAGAAGCUUGUCCAUUGUGGAUGUCAACUCCCGAGCAAUGCCCAUUCCCUGAUCCCUAUUGGGCAUUCUAUUGGCCAGGUGGGCAGGCUUUGACAAAAUUCAUUCUCGAAAACCCCGAAACAGUGAAAAAUUAUUCUGUGCUUGAUUGGGGUUGUGGUUGUGGAGCCUCUUCAGUAGCUUCUGCGAUUUCUGGUGCUAAAGCGAUUCUCGCUAAUGACAUUGAUAAAAAUGCUUUAUUAGCAACUCUACUCAAUUAUCGAUUAAAUCGAAUUUCUCUCUCAAAUACGGAAUUUUCCUCUAGAAACUUCGUUGAUGAUGCUGGAGUCGAGGAGCUCAGAAAGUUUUUCAAAGAUCCCGAAAAAUCUUUGAUUUUACUUGGCGAUAUGUUUUAUGACAGCGACUUUGCCAGUACGGCUUUCAAAUGGCUCAAGAAGCUCAAACACUUGACAGGAGCGAGAGUUCUCGUUGGUGACCCGGAUCGACAUCCUUUAGCUGAACAACAGUAUUUGGACAGAUACGAAACAAAAUUCACGAAGAGA